AUGGGAACGAUUACGUUUAAAAUUGGGUCUCGCGAAAAAUUGUUUCGACGCCUGAGCUGCUGCGCCAUUCUUUUUUGUUUACCAAUCUACUUCUUUUUGGACAUUGUUGUCGACCAAUUGUACGAUGAGCAUAACAUUACUGAGGGCUAUUUUAUAAAUACGAGUGGUUGUCGCAUAUUGGCGACAUCGCCCUUCACAUGGGAUGUGGUGCCCCUCUGGUUUGAUCUGCCGAAAGCACACUGUGGGGGCUGGCCGCUAUUCAAUCACUACAGUGACGACGUGUCCAACUAUUUGGAACUGAACACGAAUAUGGCAGCUAAAUCUUAUCUGUACAGGCUGAAGAUAACGGAUUUGAAAUGCAAAUAUCAGGAAAUAGUGCGGAGUGAUGAUUCCCACACUAGGGUUGUGAAUGAGAGAAACUUUAUAUUGAAGCCAAAUUUGCGGCUCAUUAUAGUAAAGGAUAUUGUGCACGUGACAUGCAAUGCUAGAAAUAGAACGGUCUAUAACAGGGUGCACUUUUUUAUUAAAAGGCCCAAGGAUGUUACUAAAAAAGCCACUGUCACGAAGACUAAAAUUCCUACUCCGUCUCAAGACCACAAACGUACUCGUCGUUUGUCCGUUUUGAUCUUUGGAAUAGAUUCCAUUUCGCACAUGCAUUUUCUACGCUCCAUGCCUGAGACUGGAAUAUUCCUGCGCUCUCUCCCCCAUGUCGAAUUCUGGGGCUAUCAGCGUGCUCAUACGAACACAUAUGGCAACGUAUUGCCAUUACUUUCUGGCCAAGACGCAAAUGAGAUAAAAAGGGGCUGUUGGGAAAAAUCUGGAUACGAUAAGUGCAAGCUCAUCUGGCGCGAUUUUGAGUCUGCUGGCUACACUACUGCCUUUGGUGAGGAUGCGUACACAAUUGGUACCUUUAAUUAUCUAAACCCUGGCUUUCGGCGUCCACCAACAAACUAUUACCUUAGACCAGCAUUAACGGCUAUGGCCGAGCUGUCAGAGGUGUCAAAUACUAGACUAAAACACUGCAAUGGACACGUCAGUUUUGGAGAUGAAUUGUUUGAGUUCUUCUAUAAAAUAAUGCCGCACUUAAAAUUUAAGGAUUUCUUCUCGUUUUUGUGGUGGGCUGAAGGUGUACAUUCGGAUUUCAAUUACGCAAAACUCAUGGAUAAUCAAUUCCUGCAUAUGCUGCAACAACUUCGGGAUAAAGGUAUAUUGGAGCACUCGCUUGUGAUUUUUAUAUCCGAUCAUGGCAACCGCCAAGGCAUUUUUCGUUUGACCCGACAGGGCAUGAUGGAGGUGAAUCAUCCGAUCCUGAUAACGUGCUAUCCAAAAUGGCUGGAGGAAUCGCAUCCAUUGGCCAUCUCUAAUUUGAAACUGAAUGGCAGACGACUGAUAACCACCUGCGAUCUUUAUGCCACACUUAAAGAUAUACUCAAUAUCGCCAAUCUGACGGACGGGAAUGUGAACAAACGCAGCGAAGAGCUUUCCUCGCUUGGCGAAAAUAUUCCUCGUGGCAUCAGUCUCUUUCUACCCAUUCCCGAACUGCGAACCUGCGCACUGGCCCACAUCAAUGAGACCUUCUGCCCCUGCAAUACAAUACGGGAGAUCUCCAUCGAUGAUGCGAACGUGCAACGUGCGGCACGUUUCAUGGUGCGCUUUAUAAACCAAUUGCUUCAGUCGCACACGUUGUGCCACAAAUUGAAGUUGAAGAGAGUGCUGAAUAGUUACGAGUAUAUGUGGCGUAUCAAGGCAGAAAACCAAGACUACGAUAUUAAAGUCCAGGCCGAAACGGUUCCGGGUCUGGCCAAAUUUGAGGGUACAGUACGCUUUUCCUCAUAUUCAAUGGCAUUGACUGGUCCCAUAGAACGCAUUAACAUUUAUGGCAACCAAUCGUCAUGCAUUCGAAACCAUAGCUUAGAACCGUAUUGCUAUUGCAAAACAAACUAUGUCAAUGGAAUAGAAAGGGGUUAA
Messenger RNA from Scaptodrosophila lebanonensis, 1968 nucleotides. RefSeq lists its product as uncharacterized. The transcript has a single exon. The record is from RefSeq and is a predicted model, not a curated record. The coding region runs from base 1 to 1968 and encodes 655 amino acids. Lineage: Eukaryota; Metazoa; Arthropoda; Insecta; Diptera; Drosophilidae.